UCGUAGGGCCGUCGUAGCUCAAGUAUCUGGAUGUCGGCAGGCUGACGACGAGAAAAUGAAUCAGACGAAUCUCCCUGUUUCGGAGAUCAUCAAGAGCAAGGAGGUCGACGAGCCCAAGAAGCAGUCACGAGAGGACUGGAGGAAAGCAAAGGAGCUCGAAGAGGCCAGGAAAGCUGGCACAGCACCAGCCGCUGUCGAUGAGGAGGGAAAGGACAUCAACCCGCAUAUUCCUCAGUACAUAUCUUCGGCACCAUGGUACUUUGGGGCAAAAGGACCCACUUUGAAGCACCAGCGCCCGCAGCCUGAGAAACAGAAGCAGUUCAGUCGAAUCAGCGACUACUAUUCUCGAGGAGAAUUUGAUUCUAGAGCAACCAAGUACAGAAAAGGUGCCUGCGAAAACUGCGGUGCCCUGACCCACAAGCGAAAGGAUUGCUUAGAGAGACCUCGAAAAGUUGGGGCUCGAUUUACAAAUGAUGACAUUGCGCCUGAUGAAAAAGACCUGCCGAAUUUGAAUUUGGACUAUGACGGAAAGCGGGACAGAUGGAAUGGCUUUGACCCUGCCUGCUAUCAGGCUGUCAUAGAAGAAUACAGGAAGGUAGAAGAGGCAAAGCGGCAACUGAAGGAAGACAAGCUGAAGCAUGAUAUCUUGAACCUGGAGGGUGUCAGUACACGUGAGAGAGAUGACAGUGAAGACGAAGCUGAUGGCGACGAGGACAAGUAUGCCGACAAUGCAGACAUGCCUGGCACAAAAGUGGACAGCAAGCAGCGCAUCACCGUGCGGAACCUUCGCAUACGUGAAGAUGUUGCAAAGUACCUGAGGAAUCUGGACCCAAACUCCGCCUAUUAUGACCCCAAGACACGUUCCAUGAGGGACAAUCCAUACAAGAAUUCAAACAAGACCCCAGAAGAGCUGCAUUUUGCUGGUGAUAAUUUUGUUAGGUACUCUGGGGACACUCAGAAGAUUGCAGAAGCUCAAUUGUUUGCCUGGCAGGCCUACGAGAAAGGUGUUGAUGUUCACCUGCAAGCAGAACCCACCAAGGCUGAACUGUUGAACAAAGAGUUCCUUUCAAAGGAAGAAGAGUUCCGUCACUCCAUGAAGGACAGCAUCCUAGAAAAGUACGGUGGAGCAGAGCACUUGCAGGUGCCUCCUAAGGAGCUGAUAUUCGCCCAGACGGAGGAUUAUGUGGAAUAUUCAAGACAUGGUGAAGUGGUUCGUGGAGCAGAGAAGCCUGUCAUUCGGUCCAAGUAUGAGGAACACGUUCUUAUUAACAAUCAUACGUCUGUCUGGGGAUCCUACUGGAAGGACUUUCAGUGGGGCUACAAGUGCUGUCACUCCUUAAUAAAGAAUUCGUACUGCACUGGUGCCAGUGGCAAGGAAGUACAGGCGAUGGCUGGUGGUGCAAUGCUUUUGCCAGCCAAAAUAAUGGGAGCUCCUGCUGUCAGCACUGAUGCUGGCCCCAGUGAGAAUGUGGAUGGUAAGGUUGAGGAGAAGGACGACCAAAAGGUUGAUGAGAUGGUCAACGAGAAGGUCAAGACACCAGAGGAGGAAGAAAGCAGACAGCCUUCAUCAGAAGAGCAGUGGAACGAACCACCGCCUGUUGCCCCACUUACUGUCACCAAGUCUCCAGAAAAGGCGAAGACAAAGAAAAAGAAGAAGAAAUCCAAGAAAGCCAAGAAACAAAAACGAGUGAAAAGCAGCAGCAGCAGCAGCUCAGACAGUGAGGACUCUGAUGCCAAGGCAGAGAGAGAAAGGAAAGAGAAGAUUAAGAAGGCCAUGGAGCAAAUUGAUAAAGACAGAACUCAAGAGACUGAUGAGCGAAAACGCAAGUACAACAGCAUGUAUGAUGUGAAAGCACCGACUGAAGAAGAAAUGGAGGCCUACUUCAUGAAACGCAAGAGGGAUGAUGACCCAAUGGCAUCAUUUAUGUCGUGAUCAUUUUCUUGCUUUUGUGUCGUCUUGUAACUGUACAUAUUAUUACAUCUAUUAUGCAGUGUGCAUAAGUGUUACAUUUGUCAAUAUGUGGCAUUCAUUUUAUAGUGUCCGAGUCACUGGUCGAUUGGAAAAGAAAAAAGUGUAUGCCGUUUGACUAUGUAAAUGCGUUUUUUUUUUUACCAGAGUAUGGUGUGAGCAUAAAUUGGCUAAGGCGAAAAAUUGUCUGAAUUUUAGCAGAACAUGAGACGCUGUACUAUACAUACAUGCUGUUAAAAUGCUAUGAUUUUUUUAUAACCUGAAAGUGUAUUUCCUUGGCAUUUGUUAAACACAAAGGAUGUGAUCACAUGACAAAACUGUAAAGUGAAUUAAACAUAAGUUUAAAAACAUUGCUUCCUGUAUUUGGCAUUUGAUAAGUUUAUACCUUUAUGUGUAUGUACAUAGUUGUGCUCCGAGCAGUUUCUAAAUAGCAACAAAGCUCACUUCAUUCAGCUUUGCAUUAUUAUUUGUGUACCAAAUAAGCAGUGCGCAAAUGUUUGGAUAGAUAUAUGUGCUGAAAUAAACACUGACCAAAUGAAACCAGCUUGCAUGCUUUUGAAGCCAGAGUGAAAUCAGUAUAUAAUGAAGUCGGUAAGAUCAGCAAUUUACCUGGUUUUGUUGAAGCUUUGAUUGAAAUUUGACCAUUUUAAGCAAAAUACGGCCACAAAAGCUCCUUUUGGCACGGGAAGUGCCGGGAGAAUGUUUGAACAAUACAUUGGCACAAAAAAAACUAAUUUCAACAACGUGAAAAAAAUAAUUUUCUUUAUCCUGAGAUCUGGUGAACGUUGGCUUGAUGCUGCACCGGCAAAGACCUCUUCACAGUGGUACACUUGUGAACCUGAAAGAAAUGCAGGCGAAACGCACUGUAGUAAGUAAUAUGGAAUAAGCGAAGCUAUCGUGCCUGUUCUUCUGCCGCGGCUUGUCACCAAAACCUCGGGUCUUGUCCGGAGUAGUGCGAUGCCGAUGCUGUCAUGUUCACUGAACCGAACCACUUGCUUUCCACUCGCUUCAAUGAACACGAAACGUCGAUAACCGUCGCAUGCCACAAAACUUAGAGCUGUGGUCCAAAAUUGUACAAAAGUAAGGCAACAACCUGAAUAACUCAACCAUAUUGCCACUGGCCCCUGCAGAAGUUUCAAUUUAUUGCAUCGGUUUUCCUCUGCGGCAGCACUGAAACAUUGUUAUAUCGAAAUCAGAGAUAAACAUGCGCUAUAUUGAGGUUCAAAAUACAUGGUGUUCUAUGGACAUGAAGCUUUCAAAAGUUAAAUACUUCGUUACAUCGAGGUUUAACUAUAUGUUGACAGGCUAUGCACUUCACACUGAUUGUUAUUAUUAUUUUGAAACUGUGAAUAAAGUGUAUGUACAUGUAUGGA
This is a messenger RNA of Rhipicephalus sanguineus (brown dog tick), 3342 nucleotides long. RefSeq names its product pre-mRNA-splicing factor SLU7 (gene Slu7). Gene Ontology annotation, biological process: mRNA splicing, via spliceosome. The transcript has 15 exons. Lineage: Eukaryota; Metazoa; Arthropoda; Arachnida; Ixodida; Ixodidae. Gene Ontology annotation, molecular function: pre-mRNA 3'-splice site binding. The coding region runs from base 56 to 1933 and encodes 625 amino acids. Gene Ontology annotation, cellular component: spliceosomal complex. The record is from RefSeq and is a predicted model, not a curated record.